AUGGUGUCUAAUGCCACCACCCUUGAGACACUUGAUAUAGCAAUCAGCAACAUAGAAGGCCCAAUAUCAAAUGUUGAGUCGGGUAAACUCUGUAAUCUGCAGGAUUUGUAUCUAACACAGAAUAAACUCAACGGAGACAUAAGCAGAGUAGUGGAAGGGUUGUCUAACUGCAGCAACACGACCCUAGAGUUCUUAGGCCUUGCUGGAAACUGGUUGACAGGGCAGUUUCCAAAUUCAUUAGGACAUUUGAAGAACUUAAGGAUUCUUAGUAUAUCUUUUAACCAGAUAUCUGGCACGAUUCCCACAUCUAUUGAGCAACUGUCAAGACUCCAUCAACUGAAGUUUUUAGCCAUAUCAUGUGGAGAAAGGUUUUCUGUCAACUUGAGCAGUGAAUGGAUUCCUCCAUUUAGCCUCACAUAUAUCGAGAUAAGGAAAUGUGCUUUCGGCUCCAAGUUACCGACAUGGCUGAAAACUCAAAAGCAGCUUCAUACUAAUAUUCUCUCCAACGGCUCCGUUUCAGAUUCUAUACCUCCUGGGCUUUGGACAAUGUGCUCACAAUUGCAGUUUCUAGAUCUAUCAGAUAAUGAGAUUGGUGGAAAUCUUCCAAGGUUAGUAAAUUUUCCGUCAUCCCAAAUCUGGACAGCAGACUUCUAUUCUAGUUACAGUGAUGGUGUUGUGGUGGACUUAAGUUCCAAUAGCUUCCAUGGUUUGUUACCUCUUUGGCCAAAUGUAACACAUUUGAAUCUUGCAAACAACCUGUUUUCAGGAUUAAUUCCCAUAAACAUUGGUCAUGUGAUGACAAAACUCCAAGUUUUAGAUCUUUCUGGAAAUACAUUUACAGGAUCUAUACCAUAUUCAAUAACAAGAGUGAAGCAGCUAAUGAGAUUGGACCUCUCAGACAAUCAUUUUUCUGGAAAGAUACCUGACUGGUCUGUCAGCCUUGGGCACUCUGAAUUUAUCUUGGAACCAAUUAUCAGGAAGAAUUCCAGAGGACAUAGGAGCAUGCAGCAAUUGGAGACACUAGACCUUUCAUCUAACCAUCUCUCUGGUUCUAUCCCAUUGAGCAUGACUUCAAUCACUACACUAAGCUAUCUUAACUUGUCAUAUAAUAACCUUGGUGGCCCUAUCCCAUCAAAAAACCAAUUUGGAACCUUCACUAAUCCUUCAAGUUUUGAAUGUAAUCCAGAACUCUCUGGGAAACCAUUGAUUACAGAUUGCUCUCCACCAAGAAAAAGAGAUCUCAAGAAAAUUGAAGAAGAAGAUGAUGAUGAAAGGCUGUGGUUUUAA
Molecule: messenger RNA, 1287 nt
Organism: Solanum stenotomum
Lineage: Eukaryota; Viridiplantae; Streptophyta; Magnoliopsida; Solanales; Solanaceae
Product: receptor-like protein EIX2
Exons: 3
Coding region: 1-1287 (428 amino acids)
Molecular function (GO): protein binding
Source: RefSeq, a predicted model, not a curated record